Molecule: messenger RNA, 1043 nt
Organism: Anthonomus grandis grandis
Lineage: Eukaryota; Metazoa; Arthropoda; Insecta; Coleoptera; Curculionidae
Product: probable pseudouridine-5'-phosphatase
Exons: 3
Coding region: 94-930 (278 amino acids)
Molecular function (GO): phosphatase activity
Source: RefSeq, a predicted model, not a curated record
UCACAUUUGUCAUUCACAUGUCAUUCAUCCCAUUCAUCUAAUUCAUUCAUCCAUAAAAUUAAAAAAAAAAUUAAACAACUAUUGGUACUUGAAAUGCAUCAGCACUGCUGCACCAACAAAUAUUCGCCCGUAACACACGUUAUCUUUGACCUAGACGGAACAAUUCUCGAUUCCGAGGGUUUAUACGUGCAAGUAUUGAAAACGGUCGUGGAAAACCAUAAUCGCGUCUUUGACGACGAGUAUGUAUUAAAAGUGAAGGGGAGCGUCGAAGGUGACGUAGCCAGAAUUGCCGUGGAGGGUUUCCAAUUGGACAUUACCGAAGAACAGUUCUUGGAUGAGUACCAUGAGUACGUUUACGCCCAAUUGGGGGAUUUGGACUUAAUGCCAGGUGCCGAACGAGUGAUAAAACACUUAUACUCCCACAACGUCCCGAUGGCAAUCGCCACCUCGUCGACCCCAAAAGCUUUUGGCAUAAAAAGGAAAAAACACGAAGAACUGUUCGCUCUAUUCGAUCAUAUCGUGUGCGGUGGCGGCGACCCGGAAGUACUCAACGGUAAACCCGCCCCAGAUAUAUUUCUGGUAGCGGCGGCACGUUUUCCAACUAAACCAAAACCCAGCGAGUGUUUAGUGUUCGAAGAUUCCGGAAACGGGGUGAAAGGAGCUUUGGCGGCGGGCAUGCAAGUGAUCAUGAUUCCCGACCAGUCUGUGCCCCAUGACGUUUGGAAAUCGGCCCACAUGCGACUGGAUUCUUUUAAUUAUUUUGUUCCCGGAGUGUUCGGAUUGCCGCCGUUUCCCCAAGAGGACUUGGCCCUGGUGUUUGCCGACACUAGACUGGAUCCGGUUAGGUCCAUGAAGGAUGUUUUUAUUAUUCCAGAGGAGCGGGCUGAAAAGAAUUUAGAAGUAAACGAGGUGCUAGAGAAGGAGUCGUAACGCGUUGAAGCGAGUACAUUGUGGGCCAUUUUUCAUUUCGCAAAGGCUAAUAUUGAGCUGCAAUUUAUUCUGUUGUUGACAUACAGGGCAAAAAGAAAAAGUUUCAUUUUUAA